Molecule: messenger RNA, 687 nt
Organism: Dioscorea cayenensis subsp. rotundata (Guinea yam)
Lineage: Eukaryota; Viridiplantae; Streptophyta; Magnoliopsida; Dioscoreales; Dioscoreaceae
Product: tubulin-folding cofactor A
Exons: 4
Coding region: 139-477 (112 amino acids)
Biological process (GO): post-chaperonin tubulin folding pathway; tubulin complex assembly
Cellular component (GO): microtubule cytoskeleton; cytosol
Molecular function (GO): beta-tubulin binding
Source: RefSeq, a predicted model, not a curated record
UUGCCUCAAGAUUAGCUUUCAUCUCUUGAUCCAAAAGAGUUUUUUUGAGUUAAUUGGGAUCUACGAAGAAGCCCUCGCAGCGCUCCCAGUGCGAGAGACACACCUCACUCUUCUCUUUGGAUCUCUGAUUCUCCAGGUAUGGCUACAAUUAGGAACCUGAAAAUCAAGACAAGCACUUGCAAACGCAUUGUCAAAGAGCUUCAUUCUUAUGAGAAGGAGGUUGAGAGAGAAGCUGCUAAAACUGCAGAUAUGAAAGAGAAGGGUGCUGAUCUCUAUGAUCUUAAGCAACAGGAGAAUGUGCUGGCCGAAUCGAGAAUGAUGAUUCCCGAUUGCCGCAAAAGAUUGGAAAGUUCACUUGCAGAUUUGAAAGCAACAUUGGCUGAGCUGAAGGAAUCUAAUGAACAGGGAGUUGAGAUUGAGGAAGCUGAGAACACCAUUGCAGAUGUUGAAACUUUAUUUCAAGCUGAAGAGGAAUGAGAGACAAACUUAAUCAAAAGAGACAUGUUGAUCCAGUGUUAUAAACAAUGUUUACCUUUCUUCUGUUCCCAUUUCAAGCAUUAUAUCCUUAUAAACAAUGUUGACUCUGGAGUGCUUAUAAACAAUGUUAUCUCUUGAGUGCUUAUAAACAAUGUUAUCUCAAGCAUCAACUUGAUACUUGAUAAAGAUUGCUGCAUUUCUUUUGUACUA